AUGGGUCUGGUUUCUGUCCUCAACGAGAAGAGCCGAGCUCAGACCUGGCAAACAUUGGGGUGGCUAUUGCAGCUUUCUUGGCAACAUCUACUUUACUUCCAUCCAUUGUUUAAAUUCCCGGGUUCUUGGUAUGCCGCUGGAUACGGACAUCAAACACUAAAAGCUCUGCACGACAAAUACGGCGAGGUGGUACGCGUUGCUCCCGACAAACUCUCAUUCUCGUCCGCCACAGCAUGGAAGGACAUCUACGCGCAACGCAAAUCGGGACCCAAUUUCAUAAAAGACCACAAGUUCUAUACCACAGAUGACGAGCAAUCCCACGCUUUCUCCCCAAAAGCUCUACUAGAAGAGGACAUCGUGCUCAAGUACGCCGACAUGCUAAUGGUCGCCAUCCGCGAAGAAUCAGCUAAAGGAUCACUCUACUUCAACGAUUGCUACAACUGGGUGACCUUUGAUGUUCUCGGUGAACUCUCAUUCGGCGAACCCUUUGGUUCUGUCGAAGCUAGAAGGCCUGAUGAAUGGAUCGACACGGUACUUCAAAUGGUAGUCUUUAUCGCCUGGUACUCUGCUCUCUACAAGCUACACCCUGUUUUCUCAUCCUUAUACUCGUACCUCAUCCCUCCGUUCGUGCGCAAGGCAACAGUAAGCCAUGUCACGCAAUCCAAGGCCAAGAUCUUGUCACGAAUGGAGGGAGGAGAACGGGAGGAUGGAAGGAAGGAUUUCUACAGUUACAUCUUUGAGCUAAGGAAGGAGAUGGGGCUUCAUGAGUGGCAUAUGGCUGCAUAUUCGAAUGCAAUGAUUAUAGCCGGGAGUGAGACGACAGCUACGGUGAUGAGUGCGCUUACGUAUCAUCUUUGUCGAUUACCGGCCAUAUACGACAAACUCAAGCAGGAAGUCAGGUCACGAUACAAGUCGGGCAACGAGAUCACGAGCUUGAGUGCGACGUUUCCGUAUUUGACGGCGGCCAUACAUGAGAUUCUGAGACUCCUCCCUCCCAUUCCGUUUGGGAUGCCCCGAAUUGUGCCGCCAGGAGGAGACACGGUUGAUGAGAUGUUUAUCCCUGGAGGAACCACAGUCAGCGUCCACGCCUGGUCCUUAACACACAGCGACAAGAACCUCAAAGAUCCGGAUAAGUUUAUUCCAGAGCGAUGGUUAGAUCCAGACAACACCGAUCAACGUGAGGCCAGCAAUCCGUUUUUACUUAGACCGCGGGCGUGCAUUAGGCAGAACAUGGCAUGGAUGGAAAUGCGAAUUUUGAUCGCGAAGAUGGCGUUCUUUGAUUACGAACUAGUCGAUGAUAAUCUAGACUGGGAACGGGACAGCCUAGCUUUUAUUUUGUGGCAGAAACCGGAGUUGUGGACAAAGGUUAUAUCAAGGAACGUUGACUGA
This is a messenger RNA of Hyaloscypha bicolor E, 1389 nucleotides long. Its product is annotated as cytochrome P450. The transcript has 8 exons. Lineage: Eukaryota; Fungi; Ascomycota; Leotiomycetes; Helotiales; Hyaloscyphaceae. Gene Ontology annotation, molecular function: iron ion binding; heme binding; oxidoreductase activity, acting on paired donors, with incorporation or reduction of molecular oxygen. Bases 1 to 1389 code for a protein of 462 amino acids. The record is from RefSeq and is a predicted model, not a curated record.